Messenger RNA from Gastrolobium bilobum, 1713 nucleotides. RefSeq names its product transcription factor TCP13-like. Gene Ontology annotation, cellular component: nucleus. The coding region runs from base 361 to 1350 and encodes 329 amino acids. The transcript is spliced from 2 exons. NCBI's taxonomy places the organism in Eukaryota, Viridiplantae, Streptophyta, Magnoliopsida, Fabales, Fabaceae. The record is from RefSeq and is a predicted model, not a curated record. Gene Ontology annotation, molecular function: sequence-specific DNA binding; DNA-binding transcription factor activity.
CCAAGCUGCGGGCUCAACUUCUUCACCAAGUUUAUUCUGUGCAUUCAAAGCCAAGUCAAGCUUGAAUGAAAACUUCAAAUUUUGUUCUAGCUUAAUUGGUAUCUAAAGCAUAGUGCAAACUUUCAUUCUUAUACCUUAUGGUGCAACUUCAUCCUUCUACCUUAUGGCGCGUGGCAUCAAAUAGUGGUAGGCGUUCAUAUACUAUAUAGGAGACACAACCUGCAGCAAAUCCAACAGUGGAGUUAAAAAUUUAGCAGCUUUUUUCAUAUUAAUUGUUGAUGGUGGUGGAACAGAAAUUGGACAAUCCAAAAGUGGAAGGACAAAAUUCUGCACCUGGCAACCAGCAAUGAGAGACAUAAGAUGAUUAAGAGCCCAAAGAAAGCAGAUUUUGGAUUAAAACAGGAGGGUCAUUCAAUUGAUGAAAAAGAAAAGGCAUCAUCAAGCUCAGCACAAUGGCCAAGGUUGAAGGAUCCAAGGAUUGUUAGAGUAUCAAGAGCCUUUGGAGGAAAAGACAGACAUAGUAAGGUUUGCACAAUAAGAGGAUUAAGAGACAGGCGUGUAAGGCUAUCAGUACCAACUGCAAUUCAACUAUAUGAUCUUCAAGAUAAGCUAGGGCUUAAUCAACCAAGCAAGGUUGUUGAUUGGUUGCUCAAUGCAGCUAAGCAUGAAAUUGAUGAACUUCCACCACUACCAAAUAUUCCACCAGGGAACUUCACCUUUAGUUCUCCAUCUGCUGUUACUUCAAAUGAAGCUAAUAGCAUAUCUCAGCCUAAUGAACCACUGUUUAAUAUCAAUAGGAGCAUUGAUUGGGAAGGUUCAAGCCAAAAUUCUAUUUGGAAAUUAAAGCAUAAAGAAGUUUCAGGUGAAAUGCUUGCUGAUAAAGCACACUGGAUGAAUAGAAGUGAAGAGGAUAAGCAAGGAAACAAUGAAGGUCCUGCAGGUGCACAUGUUUUGCCAAAUCAUCCUUCAUUCCUAGACUUGCUAAAUACUGUGCCACUUGGUUAUCAAUGGGAGCCUUCUGGUGAUGUUUCUCAUCACUUGGGAAACCAUGGAUUUUUAAGCCAAACAGAUACACACAGCAUUAAUGUUGUACCUUUCCCAUCAACAUUGUCUUUAUCAACUGGGAAUUCUCAAAUUGUGGUGUGUCCUCCAGGAGUAACACAGGCAUAUUUCCCUUCACAUGUUGCAGCAAUGGACAUGGAUCCUAGACAAAUCAACCACUAUCAGAUGUUGAGUUCAAGUUCUCAAAAUCCAUCCUUCAGCUUGGCCAUGAUGACUCCAAAACUUUUCCAUUCACCCAACAACAGUGAAAGCCCAUCUCACAAAGACCAAGAUUUCCCUUCCAAGUGAUACACAAAUUCAAAGGUUAUCUAAAUUCUCCUCUCAAAAUAUGCAUGGAUCAGGAGGAAUGUGACAAAGCUUCUUUAAUUAGUUAUUCCACGUAGGGUUAAUUUGAAUAAUCAUUUUCUUUCUCAAUGCAUUUUGGAUUUUUUCUACUGUUUUUAAGGGUAAGAUAAGCUCUCUUUAACCAAGAGAAUAUAUGUGCUGAUCUGUUAACUCUACCUUCUACAAUGAGAGUUGUCCUAUUUAGAGAACACAUGCGCAAAACUUUUGGAAUUUUUUUUUGCUUUCACGAAGUGUCAUCUGCUCUAUAUGUCUUACUAUUGUUUCAUUUGUGAACCUUAAUUUGUUUCUGAUGUUAUUCUAUGAGAU